AUGUAUAUUCCAGCAAUUAACAGAGUCGACUCGUGGGACGAAAAGAAAAAGCUUAUCCAGGAGUAUCCUUUGGGUACUGUGGUCACCACGGACGCAGACGGCAAGUUCAUUGCCAAUCACUUCCCAUUCUUCCUCCACGAAGACAAAGAGACUGGAAAGUGGUACUUACAGGCACAUGUUGCCAAAAAGAACCACCAAGUACCUUCGUUGACGUCCAAUGACAACGUGUUGGUGAUAUUCCAGACACCCGAGUCGUAUAUUUCUCCUUCGUAUUAUCCAGAGAAAGAGAAGACUCACAAGUUUGUUCCAACUUGGGACUUUGGCAGCUUGCAUGUUCAUGGAAAGCUGCGGAUCAUUGAUGAUUUCGAUUAUGUCCGAAGACAAUUGGAGAAUUUCAGCUCUCAGCAGGAACUGAAGAGAGAAACUCCCUGGAAAUUGUCAGAUGCUCCGGAGGGAUACUUGAGAAUCAUGCAGAAGGCCAUCACUGGAUUGGAGAUCGAGAUUGGUGACACUGAGUGUAAACUUAAGUUUGAACAAAAGAUGUCUCGGGAAAACAUUGAUGGAGUUUAUAAUGGUUUGGUCGAGGAUGGUGUUCCCGAGGUUGCUGAGUAUGUUAAGCAGUGCAACUUAGAAUAG
Sungouiella intermedia is the source of this 636-nucleotide messenger RNA. NCBI's taxonomy places the organism in Eukaryota, Fungi, Ascomycota, Pichiomycetes, Serinales, Metschnikowiaceae. The record is from the annotation of a GenBank genome assembly.